Molecule: messenger RNA, 1064 nt
Organism: Oreochromis aureus
Lineage: Eukaryota; Metazoa; Chordata; Actinopteri; Cichliformes; Cichlidae
Product: fas apoptotic inhibitory molecule 1-like
Exons: 5
Coding region: 225-770 (181 amino acids)
Biological process (GO): negative regulation of extrinsic apoptotic signaling pathway via death domain receptors; canonical NF-kappaB signal transduction; positive regulation of neurogenesis
Source: RefSeq, a predicted model, not a curated record
UGAUAGUUAUGGUCUUGUGGUUGCAUCAGGGAGACCUUCAGCUGAACUAAAGUGGGCUUUAGUUACAGCUUUGUGGUGAGUAAUUCACCUGCUGCUGAGCCGACACCACAGCCGAGCAGGCAGAGCUGCGUGGGACGGACGGUCCUCACUUCCACAGAUGGUUUUCCAGCUGAUUUUGUGACUGUUUCUGGACAUCCAGGACCAGAUCCCGAGGUCAGGCAGAGAUGUUAGGCGGAGAUGUGGUGGCCGUGUGGGAGGUGGCUUUGAGCGACGGUGUUUAUAGGAUCGAGUUCGCUCAUGGCACCACCACUGGAAAAAGGAUUGUUUUUGUCAAUGGAAAGGAAGUCAUCAGAAAAGACUGGAUGUUCAAGCUGGUUGGAAAGGAAACCUUCAUGGUGGGAGGUGCGAACACCAAAGCCACCAUCAACAUCGAGGCCGUGAGCGGUUUUGCAUACGAGUACUCGCUGAACAUCGCCGGGAAAAGUCUGCAGAAGUUCAUCGACAACAGAGCCAAGACCACCAAGACCUGGCUGCUCAAAGUGGGCGGAGAGGACUACAGGGUCGUCCUCGAAAAGGACACCAUGGACGUUUGGUGUAACGGGCAGAAGAUGGAAACCAUGGGAGAGUUUGUAGACGACGGCACAGAGACGCACUUCAUUGUCGGCGGGCACGAGUGCUGCAUCAAGGCAGCGAGCGGCGGGCAGAAGAAGAGCGGCAUUGUGCACUAUUUACUGCUGGAUGGCGAGAGAGUGGCAGCGUCCACGCAAUAGAGCUCCUCUUUCAGACGCUCUUUGUGCUUGAAUGCAGCGGCACAGGAUGGAGACCUUCUCCUGACAAACUUAGAAGCAGAUCUGUUCCUGGAGAUGUGAAGAAUAAACUCCGGCAUGCGCAGCUCGAGCUUCAUGGAGGGUUCUGGUGACGCUUUUAUUUUGAAGGAGUGGCUCUUGUUGCGCAGCCUCCACGCAUCAACUACCUUCCUCAAUGCGUGAAGCACGCGGCAGUUGAGUCAUAGGAAACUGGAACAAAUAUGUUUCGAAGUUCAAAAUAAAAGUGUAACAAAAAAA